Gossypium raimondii (Peruvian cotton) is the source of this 1512-nucleotide messenger RNA. Its product is annotated as mitogen-activated protein kinase 4. Gene Ontology annotation, molecular function: MAP kinase activity; ATP binding. Gene Ontology annotation, cellular component: cytoplasm; nucleus. Gene Ontology annotation, biological process: intracellular signal transduction; protein phosphorylation. The record is from RefSeq and is a predicted model, not a curated record. NCBI's taxonomy places the organism in Eukaryota, Viridiplantae, Streptophyta, Magnoliopsida, Malvales, Malvaceae. The transcript has 7 exons. Bases 234 to 1358 code for a protein of 374 amino acids.
UCCAAAUUUUAUUACUGCGGCAUUUAAUCUUUAGCACCUUUAAGAAUAAUCCAAAUGAAAAAGAAAAAAACCAUCAAAAUCAAAUAACACAGAAAGAAGAAAACUGUGUCAGAAAGUUGAAAUCUUCACGAGAAAAGCUCUUUAUUUCCAGUUCAAAAGGAAAAAUAUUGUUUUUUUUUUUUGGGUGGUUGGAGUUUGGGUCCGGGUUGAGCUAAAAUUCGGAUCCAGAAAGCAUGUCAAUAGAAUCAAGGUCUGGGUCAGCUGAUCAUGGUAUCAAAGGAGUAGCAACUCAUGGUGGAGGCUAUAUUAAGUAUAAUGUUUAUGGUAGCCUUUUUGAAGUUUCCAGAAAAUAUGUUCCUCCUAUUCGCCCCGUCGGUCGUGGUGCUAAUGGUAUUGUCUGUGCCGCCGUGAAUUCAGAGACACGAGAGGAGGUUGCUAUCAAGAAAAUCGGCAAUGCAUUCGACAACAGGAUCGAUGCCAAGAGGGCAUUGCGAGAGAUCAAGCUUCUUCGUCACAUGGAUCAUGAGAAUGUGAUCGCCAUUAAAGACAUCAUACGGCCUCCAUUAAAGGAGGACUUUAAUGAUGUCUACAUUGUUUAUGAACUUAUGGACACCGAUCUUCAUCAAAUCAUACGAUCUAACCAGUCGUUGACGGAUGAUCAUUGUCGGUACUUCCUAUAUCAGGUUUUACGAGGGCUGAAAUACGUACAUUCAGCAAAUGUUUUGCACCGUGAUUUAAAACCGAGUAAUUUGCUUCUGAAUGCGAAUUGUGACCUUAAAAUCGGAGAUUUCGGACUUGCGAGGGCAACAUCUGAAACUGAUUUUAUGACAGAAUAUGUAGUUACUCGUUGGUACCGGGCACCAGAACUGCUUCUGAAUUGUUCUGAAUACACUGCCGCAAUUGAUAUUUGGUCGGUGGGUUGUAUUCUCGGUGAAAUCAUGACUACACAACCCCUCUUCCCCGGAAAAGACUAUGUGCAUCAGUUGAGGCUUAUCACAGAGCUUAUAGGUUCACCCGAUGAUUCUAGUCUUGGUUUCCUUCGAAGCGAGAACGCUAGAAGAUAUGUUAGACAGCUUCCGCAAUAUCCAAAGCAAAAUUUUUCUGCUAGAUUUCCUAACAGCUCGUCUGGUGCUGUCGAUUUGCUCGAGAAGAUGCUUAUCUUCGAUCCCCAUAGGCGCAUUACGGUCGAAGAGGCUCUAUGCCACCCGUACUUGGCACCUUUCUACGACAUCAACGAAGAGCCCAUUUGCCCGAGGCCGUUCAAUUUUGAUUUUGAGCAACCGUUGUUUACCGAAGAAAUCAUCAAGGAGCUCAUCUAUAGAGAAUCUGUAAAGUUCAAUACAGAACCAAUUCAUUGAGACUUUUGUGUGUUUGUAUAUGCCAUUUAAGGGUAAAACUAAAAUGGAGCUUUUGUACUACGAGUCAUGUUAUAUUUUGCUUCUUUUAUUAAAAAAAUAAACAAAUUAGUCUGUGUAUCUUAAAUUAAAGAACAAACCGAUCCUUUCUAUUAAA